Molecule: messenger RNA, 1614 nt
Organism: Aedes aegypti (yellow fever mosquito)
Lineage: Eukaryota; Metazoa; Arthropoda; Insecta; Diptera; Culicidae
Product: caspase
Exons: 3
Coding region: 184-1092 (302 amino acids)
Biological process (GO): apoptotic process; proteolysis
Cellular component (GO): cytoplasm
Source: RefSeq, a predicted model, not a curated record
CAAGAGAGCGCUUCAUUCUUCUCUGUUUUGCAUUCGAGUAAACACGUACGGACGAAGAAAGCGAUUGUGAAAUUACAGAUAUUUUUCGUUUUUGGAGCCUCAAACAGUUGAAAAAGUGACUACCGGAAGUGCGUCAGUGUCGUGAAUAAUUAGGUGAAUACGUAGAAAUCGAAAUAAAUCAAAAUGAGUGACACGGAUCGGAUUACUGACCAAGAAAAGCCAGUGCCAUUGCAUGACUCGAACAAAUCCAACAAAUGCACGGAUGUUGCGGAUGCUUUGGGACACGGGAAUGGCCUAGAUAAUUAUGGAAAUCGGUUCAAGGCACGCAUGCCAGUGGAUCGCUAUGCUUCGGAGUAUAACAUGAAUCAUCCCAAGCGCGGCUUCGCGCUGAUCUUCAACCACGAACACUUCGAGAUCCCUCAGCUGAAGGCUCGCACCGGAACGAAUGUGGACUGUGAAAAUCUUGCCGCCACGCUCAAAUAUCUGGACUUUGAUGUGCGCGUCUAUAAGGAUUUGAAAUUGAGGGAAGUGCAAAAGGAGGUUGAGAAAGUUGCAAUGAUGGAUCAUUCGGAGCACGACUGUGUCUCCAUUACAAUUCUUUCGCAUGGUGAGCUAGGCUAUCUGUAUGCAAAGGAUUGCCAGUACAAGUUAGAUAUCAUCUGGUCGUAUUUCACGGCCAACCGGUGUCCCACGCUGGCCGGCAAGCCAAAGGUGUUUUUCAUUCAAGCCUGCCAGGGCGAUCAGCUGGACGCAGGCGUCACCUUGGCUGAACGCACCGAAACGGACAGUGCCGGCUCGAUGAGCUACAAAAUCCCAGCUCAUGCUGAUUUCCUGAUUGCCUAUUCGACCAUUCCGGGAUUCUACUCGUGGCGCAACACCCAGAAGGGUUCCUGGUUCAUGCAGUCCCUCUGCCAGGAGCUGACCCAACAUGGCAAGAAGUACGAUCUACUGACCCUGCUGACUUUCGUUGCUCAACGUGUGGCGUAUGACUUCGAGUCCAACACUCCGGAUAUUCCUAUGAUGCACCAGCAGAAGCAAAUUCCCUGUGUGACCACCAUGCUGACGAGGCUGUUGCGUUUUACCGAGAAGUAACCAAGUGACGGGGAGCGUUCUUCAAAUCUACUUUGAGCAUGACACCACCCUAGCGUAGGUACCGCCACCUUAAAUUACUUCUUCACCUGAGCUGCACAUGGGAAGGAAUGGCUGCACCGGUAGGUAUUUGGAAAGGCGCACAGACUGGUGGAUUCGGUUGGAGCGAUUGGCUGUUGAUGGACUUGACCGUAUGUAUUUCCUGUAUUGAUUUCUUGCUGUCAUACGCUAGGUUUAGUUUCCUUUUAGAUGUUUAAGUUAAUCGUCAAUUUUUAAGGUUUUUACUAUUCAAUGUAGUUCGAAUACACAUCGUUUUGUGUAUUUCAGACAAUUUAGAUUCAAGUUUCUUUUAGUUUGCUUUCAAUCCAUUCUGUUUUAUAGUAGUGCAUGAAAAGUAUAGUAUCUUUGAUCGAAUUCAAAGAAUAAAAAUAGUUCAAACUUAAAAAAAGGCAUUCUAGUUUAUGAAGUUUAGAUUUUUUUAAUUCGGUGUUCAUUUUAAUAAAUAAUGAGAAUCUAAUGAAACUC